AUGUGGGAGCAUUUUCGUUGUGCAGGCGUAGACGAAUCGAUUGAGAGUCGGUCCUACCUUAGCAAGGAGUGUACAGUGAAAGUAAUUACACCAGGAAUGAAUAAGCUGAAACCACCGCAAUCCGAUGUCAGAUCAUUGCGAUCGUCCACAACUAGAUCGAGUUUGAGAAAGGCCAGUAAGGUCACCGAAAUAACACCACGCCAUUCAAAAGGUUCCCCGAGUACGACUUCGAGUACUCGUGCUGCUCGCUUGGAGGCCCAAAUGAAGUUGGUGGAAGAGGAACAGUUGCUGAAGGAACAGGAAUUGAAAGCCCAGGAAGCAAUGAGGAAGAAAGAGUUGGAAGAAGAGGAACGUCGCCUACAGGAAAAGAAAUUAUUAUUAGAGGAGGAAGCAAAGCUGCGCGAACGGAAAUUGCAGGAUGAAAAAGAGUUCCAAAAACAACAGCAGCUGAUUCGGAAAGAGUCCUUGGAGAAGAAAAGUAGCAUCAUCCGACAGUUGAGUGAGUGUGGCAGUCGAGGUGAAUCAAUUCCCGAUUCUGAGCAGCAAAUCGAAAUGUGGUUGCAACAAUGUUCUCCCGAACCACUUGAAGAUAAAUGCCAAAAGUCAAUGAUGGUAUCCGGAGAAGCAGCACCGUUACUCAGAUCGAAUGCACCUCUACCCACUGAAAAACAACGACAGAACGUAUUUUGUCAGGGAAUCUUGACUCGCAAUCCUAUUCAAAACGCCCCAAUGAUCAACCAGUCCGAGCAAAACCCUAUCGCCGAAGCAGUGCAGACAGAAAGUGGCAAUAGUCCGAACUACGAGAUUCAACACCUCGGUGGCGCAUACCAAGCGCCCAAGCAAAUGCAAAACCUCGGUCGCACAUACCCAGCAUCCAAGCAAAAGCAACAUUUUCGUGAACCGACAGUACCAGGGGUAGAAUCGGAUUGGCAUCGAAACAUUUACGGGCAGCAUCAACAGAUUCCAAAUGCACAGCAACAAUUCUACGAUGGAGUACCCCAAUCUGAUUUACCUAGAGGUCGCUUGGGUCAACCCGACCAGUUUCAUGCGGAACCGGUGGUCCACAAAGCGCUCGGAGCGAAUCAAAUGGCGGCCAGGCAGAUAAUGGGGAAAGAGUUACCACCGUUCUCUGGAAAUCCCGAAGACUGGCCGAUAUUCAUAUGUAGCUUUGAGCAAUCCACAGCAGCGUGUGGUUACACGGAUACCGAGAAUUUAAUCCGCCUACAGCGAUGUUUAAAGGGGCAUGCACUUGAGUCGGUGCGGAGCAGACUUCUGCUUCCUACCAGUGUACCGCAUGUCAUCAACACUCUGCGUACGCUAUAUGGUAGACCAGAGCUACUGAUACGAACACUUAUCGAGAAAGUUCAACGUGCUCCUGCACCCAGACACGAUAGACUUGAGACUGUGAUGGAGUUUGGAUUGACUGUACAAAACCUUGUGGACCAUUUGAAAGCAGCGAAUCAGUUCAUGCAUUUGUCUAAUCCAGUGCUGAUGCAAGACCUAGCAGACAAACUUCCUGGUUCGCUGAAGAUGGAGUGGGCUGUGUACAAAAGCAAACAUCCGUGUGCGACGUUAGCAACAUUCGGCGAUUUUAUGGCAGGACUAGUAUACGCAGCGAGCCAAGUGUCUUUCGAGUUACCGAGCUCAGGUAGAAACAUCAAAAGUGAGCAACGGAGGUCAAAGGAAAAGGGCAUGGUACACAUUCACUCGUCUGGGCCCACAGUUUCACCAAUCGCUCCUAUUCCACCACCAAUCGUUAAAAAACAAGGAAAGCCAUGUGCUACUUGUGAACGAGAGGGACAUCGAGUGGCUGACUGUCGUCAAUUUAAGUCGUUUAGUAUAGAUGAACGGUGGAAAUUCGUGAAUCAGAAAGGACUGUGUCGCACUUGUCUUAAUAGCCACGGAAAAUGGCCUUGUAAAUCUUGGCAAGGGUGCGGGAUCGAAAGUUGUAGACAGAAACACCACACACUACUCCAUUCUGAUUCCACCGUACCUUCUGUAAAUGUUUCUGCCAGCCACCUCACGCAGGUCAACAAUCUCUUUCCCAUGUUCCGUAUACUUCCGGUCGUACUAUACGGACGAUCGCGAAAAGAAGUAGUAUUUGCCUUUGUCGACGAGGGGUCAUCCAUAACACUUCUGGAGGAGACGCUCGCUGAUCGAUUAGGCCUAUCUGGCCCUGUAGAACCACUAACUCUACAAUGGACGGGCAAAAUAUCUCGAGAUGAACGACAAUCUCGAAGAGUAGAGCUGGACAUAUCCGGUGAAGGAAGCCCAAAUCGUCACAGUAUGUGUGAAGUCAGAACUGUUAGUUGUCUGGUAUUGCCUCCUCAAACGCUGAAGUACGACGAGCUUUCUAAAAUUUACCCGCAUUUGCGCGGACUUCCUCUGAACGACCAUGACCUAGCCCAACCAAAGUUACUGAUUGGAUUGGACAAUCUCCGGCUGACGGUUCCAUUGAAGGUACGCGAGGGUGGACCGACGGAUCCCAUAGCAGCGAAAUGUCGAUUAGGUUGGAGUAUAUACGGGUGUACUGCAGGUUCAUCGAAACGGAAAGCGGUUAUCAACUUCCACGUAGCAGCAGCUACUGAUCCAAGCUUGCAGUUGAAUAAUCAAUUACGCGACUAUUUUACACUAGAGGAUGCGGGAGUCGUUGGGCCAAGUGAAGGUCUGAAAUCGAAUGAAGAUCUACGAGCGAGAGAAAUAAUGGAGCAAACUACGCGGCGAACGGAACGAGGUUUCGAAACUGGACUUCUAUGGCGAGAUGAUGAACCAAAUUUUCCAGAUAGCUACGCGAUGGCGGUUAGGCGUCUACAUUCUCUAGAGAGGAAACUAACUAAGAAUCCAUAUUUGCAAAAACGUGUUUGGGAACUCAUCGACGAAUAUUUGCGAAAGGGUUACGCACACAAGGCCACAGAGGAAGAGCUGAAGCAUGCCGAUCCAAAACGCACAUGGUUCCUACCUCUUGGUGUCGUUGUACAUCCCAAGAAGCCAAACAAGGUACGACUUGUAUGGGAUGCUGCUGCAACUGUCAGCGGAGUUUCCUUCAACUCGAAAAUGCUGACGGGACCUGACUUACUGACGCCUUUACCAGCCGUUCUUAGCCGCUUUCGUCAGUUCCCUAUAGCAGUGUGUGGUGACAUCCAAGAGAUGUUUCACCAGCUCUGGAUCCGUAAGCAAGAUCGUUUGGCACAAUGCUUUCUCUGGCGGAACAGUCCAGCGAAUCCAAUCGAUGUGUUUGUCAUGGACGUUGCAACAUUCGGCGCUACAUGUUCACCAGCUUCUGCGCAAUAUGUAAAAAAUGUUAACGCGCAGGAGUUUGCUGAAGUUUACCCACGUGCAGUCACUGCCAUUGUAGAGAACCACUACGUCGACGACUAUCUUGACAGCUUCGAGACCGUCAACGAAGCCGCCGAGGUAGUGAAGGAUGUUAUUCAUGUCCACUCUAUGGGAGGUUUCGGAAUUCGUCAUUUUCGCUCUAACUCGCCAAAACUUCUACAAGAGAUUGGAGAAAACACUCCAGAUGAACCAAAGGACUUGAUGCUGGAAAGAGGUGGUACAUCUGAGUCUGUACUUGGGAUGACUUGGAAUCCUGCAGACGAUUGUUUUUCGUAUUCGUUCAAUCUACGAGACGAUCUUCGUCAAAUUCUUAAUGAACUUCACGUUCCUACAAAGCGUGAGGUUCUCAAGGUCGUGAUGAGCCUUUUCGACCCGCUGGUACUUGUUUCACACUUUCUGAUUCAUGGUAAGGUCAUCAUACAAUCUACAUGGACGUCUGGCAUCGGAUGGGACGACCCUAUCGAUGCGGAACUCUACCAAAAAUGGUGCAAAUGGGUCGAGCUGUUUCCUAAGCUGAAUGAACUAAAAAUUCCUCGGUGCUAUUUCUCGACAUCCCCUUCCAAAAACUACGAACUGCAAGCGCAUACUUUCGUAGAUGCUAGUGACGUCGCUUAUUCCUGUGCGGUUUACUUCCGGAUAGUACUUAAUAACAGUAUUAAAAUGGUACUUGUAGGAGCUAAAAGCAAAGUAGCACCUAUUAAGACGCUCUCUACUCCACGUCUCGAGCUUAAAGCUGCCAUUCUUGGAUUACGAUUCGUCACUACUCUUCUGGAGAACCAUACACUUGCGGUAUCUGAACGAUUCUUUUGGAGCGACUCCACAACGGUAUUGGCCUGGAUCCGUUCAGAUCAUCGGAGGUUCCCCAAGUUCGUAUCGGUGCGAAUAGGCGAAAUAUUGACCUCGAGUGAACCACACGAGUGGAGAUGGGUCCCGUCCAAGUAUAAUGUAUCCGAUGAUGCGACAAAAUGGAAGGCGGGUCCAAAUCUGAAUGCUGAUAGUACAUGGCUGAACGGACCCCAGUUUCUACGGUUAUCAGAAGAUUUAUGGCCAGAACAACCGCUCACUACUACAUCGGCUGAAGAAAUUAGGUUGGUUCUCGUACACAGCCACUCGCACCCACCCGUGGAUUACUCCCGAUUCAGCAAAUGGUCAAGACUACACCGUGCAAUGGCCUAUGUUAUCCGCUUCACAGAUUCCGUCCGUCGAAGGAAUAUUGGGAAACAACUGCAACUGGAGCUUCUCACGCAGGAUGAGUUAGCACGAGCUGAAAUUCUUCUGUGGAAAAUGGCUCAAACGGACUAUUUCUCAAAAGAGAAAACGAUACUAGAGAAAUCAAUGGGACCUGUCGAAGCAAACCAUUCAACCGUCCCGAAAACCAGCUGUAUUUACAAGACCUGGCCUUAUAUGGAUGAACAUGGGGUCGUGCGUAUGCGAGGUCGGAUUGGCGCGGCUCACUACUUACCAUUUGAAACUAGAUACCCCGUUAUCCUUCCGAAGCAACAUCCAGUGACAACUCUUAUCGUGGAUUGGUAUCAUCAUCAGUUUCGCCACGCCAAUCGUGAAACAGUUACCAACGAAAUGCGGCAGCGUUUUGAGGUUGCAAAAUUGAGAUCCCUGGUGCAGAGAGUGGCCAAGAAUUGUACAUGGUGUCGAGUUUUUAAAGCUACCCCUAAAUCACCGGUUAUGGCACCACUCCCUGAAGAGAGGCUGGAGCCAUAUGUACGUCCCUUCACGUACGUCGGCUUGGACUAUUUUGGGCCUGUGUAUGUCAAAGUUGGACGCAGUCAAGCAAAGCGAUGGAUCGCUCUCUUUACGUGCCUGUCCAUUCGAGCCGUGCAUAUGGAAAUAGUACACAAUCUAACCACGGAAUCAUGUGUCAUGGCCGUCCGAAGAUUUGUUUCGCGUCGCGGUUCUCCAGCAGUGUUUUACUCGGACAACGGCACCUGCUUCCAAGGAGCUAAUCGACAACUUCAGGAAGAGAUCACACGUAGAAACGAAGCACUUGCAACCACCUUCACGAACGCGCAGACCAAGUGGAAAUUUAUUCCUCCAGCAGCCCCACACAUGGGCGGAGCGUGGGAGCGUCUCGUUAGAUCCGUGAAAUCAGCUAUAGGUUCAUCACUCGAUCAUCCUCGUAAACCUAAUGAUGAGACGUUAGAGACCAUCAUUUACGAAGCAGAAGCGUUGGUCAAUGCUAGACCAUUGACUUACAUACCAUUGGAGUAUGAGGAGCAAGAGUCACUAACGCCCAACCAUUUCCUCUUGGGUAGUUCGACAGGUAACAAAAUCGAACCUGCUGAAGUACUAAAACACGCAACACUCCGCAGUAGCUGGAAGAUGGCUCAAUAUAUUGUCGGCGAGUUUUGGAAGAGAUGGGUGAAAGAAUACCUUCCGGUUAUAACGCGUCGGAGCAAAUGGUUUGAGGAGACCAAGGAACUCGCUAAAGGUGAUCUUGUACUUGUGGUUAAUGGGACCAAACAGAACCAGUGGACUCGAGGGCGUAUCGUGGAAACUGUUGUUGGUCGGGAUGGAAGAAUCCGCCAAGCAUUGGUCCGAACUGCCAGUGGUAUUAUUAGACGGCCUGCAACAAGACUCGCGGUGUUGAACGUCGAUGAAGGAUGUAAACCUACCAACUCACAAGAGGAUCCAGAACUUCACCAAGCCCAUAUCGAGGCCGUGGAAGCUACCGAACCGACUGAAACGGUCAUAUAUUCCUCAUUGACCCGUGGCGGUGAAGAUCACCUGAUUAGUCCCGAAGACCUGCGACUAGCGCCGAACAGCAACGAGACAACAAGGAGCACUCGCGACAGAGGAUUGUAG
This is a messenger RNA of Topomyia yanbarensis, 6156 nucleotides long. RefSeq lists its product as uncharacterized. Gene Ontology annotation, biological process: DNA integration. The record is from RefSeq and is a predicted model, not a curated record. The coding region runs from base 1 to 6156 and encodes 2051 amino acids. Gene Ontology annotation, molecular function: nucleic acid binding. NCBI's taxonomy places the organism in Eukaryota, Metazoa, Arthropoda, Insecta, Diptera, Culicidae. The transcript has 2 exons.